AUGAAUUGGAUCAAAUUUUUCUUCUCUCUCAUUGCAUUAUCUACUGCCUUAAACUUGAGAGUAAGCACAAAUACAAAAAGUCAACGUUACUGUAACAAAUGUAUCAGUGGAGACUAUGGGCUCGCCAACCUCUGUUUCGGAACGUCGAAAUACAAGAAAGAAAUGAGAAUCAGUCCUGGAUUAAAAGCAAGUUGCAUGGAUAAAAGUCUACCUUUGGAACCUUGUGAUGGUCAUUGUGUCGAUGUGAUUCUUACAGAUGAACAUGACACAGAUAUCAUCAAAGGAAUAAUUGCUGGAUGUUCCACCGAUCUCAUAGACUCCAAUCGAUCAAAACAAGCACUUUGGUCCUUUGGGGACAGUAUUCAAAUUGAUGUACGCAGGACAGCCAGCCAACAUCGGUACAUUUUCACAUUAAGAAAAGAAGAGAAGAAUAGAAAUGAAGUGGAGAUGAAACCAAAUGAGCCAUCGAAGCCAGCUCCAGUGAUACCAAAAGUCAAUCUUGAUGAGGAAUACCAGCUAAAAGAAAAUGAAAUUAACUUCACUCUUUUCAUUCUCUCAGUGUUGAUUCUUCUACUGAUUGCCGUGAUAGCUGGAACUCGUCCACCCCAACCCGUUCAAGUUCAAAACACCAACAGAGCUCCAUUAACAACUCGUGCUUCGAACAGAGCAGCUCCACGUUUCCAGAGGAUCUAA
Molecule: messenger RNA, 693 nt
Organism: Caenorhabditis briggsae
Lineage: Eukaryota; Metazoa; Nematoda; Chromadorea; Rhabditida; Rhabditidae
Exons: 4
Coding region: 1-693 (230 amino acids)
Source: RefSeq, a predicted model, not a curated record